AUGCGUUUCGGGAUCCCCGCCCUUGUCAGCAUUGGCCUUGUCAGCGCUGGUGUCGCCGAGCACGUCAAGAGAGAGGAUAGCUGGGGUGGCAGUGUUUCUCUUGGUCCCUCCAAGUCGACGAUUGUCAACGCCGUCACUACUAUUAUCCCUGGUGCUGCUCCUUCCACUCAAAACGGCGAGCUGUUCUUGUGGCCUGGCAUGUCCAAUGGAACCGGCGACCUCGUCCAGACCACCCUCGAGAGCUGGCCCAGCAACUCCUGGUGUGGAGCCACUACCGGCCAGUGGUGUGUGCGCGCCAGUGUCUUCGGAAGCUUUGGCCAGCUUGAUGGUGCUGGAGCCGCUGUCAGUGGCGACGACCACGUCCGUAUCGAGUACAACCUGGAGUCUGACGGACAGACCUGGAAGCAGACCGUCACUAACGCUGUGACCGGCGCUCUUCUCUCCACUUACUCUCGUGCCUCCGGACCCUAUAUGACUGGAUACGGUACUGGUACUGAGUGCGAUGGCGGAUGCUCUGGUACUAUUGCUGCUCAGAAGUACCUGAACACUACUAUUACCCUUGCUGGGGCUGAUGCCACAUUCGGUAACACCAUUGCUAAGGCUGGUGGCGCUACUUACACUGGACUCGGCUCCAGCCAGGGUGGUAAGGUCUGGACUAUUACUCAAAUUGAUAUCCCUGCCAUGGAGUAA
This is a messenger RNA of Penicillium antarcticum, 690 nucleotides long. RefSeq lists its product as uncharacterized. The record is from RefSeq and is a predicted model, not a curated record. NCBI's taxonomy places the organism in Eukaryota, Fungi, Ascomycota, Eurotiomycetes, Eurotiales, Aspergillaceae. The coding region runs from base 1 to 690 and encodes 229 amino acids. The transcript is spliced from 4 exons.